AGGAAGCUCAGAAGCUCAGAAGCUGCGAGAGCACAUGUAGUGGAGGAAGUACAGUCGAGUGGACGUGACCAAGACGAAAAGGCACACGUAGAAGAGAGAGAGAGAGAGAGAGAGAGAAAGAGAGAGGGGACGUGAACGCACCACAGCACUAAACGCAUGUGUGUGCGUGUCGCUCCAUCUGGGUGCCAUCUGUGUCUUCACAUUUGCGGGAAUGCAAACACACGCGUGACACAUGCGGGAGAGGCAAAAAAACAGCGGAUAAGAGCGAAAAAGAAGCCACAAGUGCAGCUUUUGGACGGUCUCUGCAGGAAUCCAGACGUGUGGACUCUACUAGAGAGGAGACAGUGGAGAGAAGAAGAGCCCUGCCAUGCCCGGUUCUCCUGUGGAUGCUAAGACUCAUUCCAGAUCAGCUCCCAGUAGCAGCAGCAGCAGCAGUGCCGCCAUCAUCAUGCCCCCCCUGCCCUCCAUCAACCCCAGCGGCCCCCGCCUGGCCUCCUUCUCCACCACCGCAUUGACCAACGGCAACCACCAUUCGCCGCCGACACUCAACGCCGUGCCGUCGCCGCCUCAGCGCUACAGCAACGGACCUUCGUCAUCGUCGUCAUCUUCGCUGGCCAACCAGCAGUUGCCGGCCACGUGCGGCGCGCGGCAGCUGAGCAAGCUCAAGCGCUUCCUGACCACGCUGCAGCAGUUCGGCAACGAUAUCUCGCCGGAAAUCGGCGAUAGCGUCCGUAGUUUAGUGCUGGCUCUGGUGAACUCAACAGUGACCAUCGAGGAGUUUCACUCGCGGCUUCAGGAGGCCACCAACUUCCCCUUGAGGCCGUUUGUUAUUCCUUUCCUCAAGGCGAACCUACCCCUGCUACAAAGGGAGCUGCUUCACUGCGCACGUGCGGCCAAGCAGACUCCAGCCCAGUAUCUGUCCCAGCACGAGCACCUCCUGCUCAGCACCACCAUGGCCUCCUCUCCGGACUCCUCCGAGCUCCUCAUGGAACCCUCCGACGCCGCCGUCAAGCGGCCCAGCCCGGGCAGGGUCAAGGAGAACGGCUUCCACGAACGGCCGCCCGUGGCCAUGGAGCCAGCCGCCAAACGCAUUUGCACCAUCAGCCCGGCUCCCCGGCACAGCCCCGCGCACCCGCUGCCGCUCAACGCCCAGCUGCACCCGACGCCGCCGCCCCUGCAGCAUUACGCCCUGGACGACAUUGCCGCGCCGCACAUCCUGCACCGCGAGCACAGUCAGCGCAUGUUGGAGCUACGAGAGCUCAAAGAGCGACCCAGGCUGCCAGGCACUAACGGGGGCUACCGCGAGGAGCCGGUGGACCACAGGCUGACUGACAGAGAGUGGGCUGAUGAAUGGAGGCAUCUGGAUCACGUGCUGAACUCCAUCGUGGAUAUGGUGGAAAAGACGCGGCGGUCGGUGAGCGUCUUGCGGCGGUGCCAAGAGUCGGAUCGCGAGGAGCUCAACUACUGGAGGCGGCGCUCCAGCGAGCAGGAGGACGCUCGCAAAGGUGGCUUGGCACCCUUCUCCAAAACGCACAGCCCUCACUCUGCAGAGUCUGAGUCUCAGCGAGACUUUGCCCCACGACCUGGCUCGGCAUACGUCACAGACGAGAUCUGGAGGAAAGCAGAGGAGGCGGUGAACGAGGUGAAGAGGCAGGCCAUGGACGAGGUGCAGAAGGCGGUGGCCGAGGCUGAGCAAAAAGCCUUUGAGAUGAUCACAACCGAGCGGGCCAAGAUGGAAAAGACGCUGGCCGACGCCAAGAGGAAGGCUCAGGAGGACGCCAUCAUGGUUAUCAAUGAGCAAGAGGAUUCCAGUGAGUGCUGCUGGAACUGCGGCCGCAAAGCCAGCGAGACGUGCAGCGGCUGCAACGCGGCGCGCUACUGCGGCUCCUUCUGCCAGCACAAAGACUGGGAGCGGCACCACCUGAUCUGCAGCCCCGGACUUCAAGCUCAGCCCAAACCCGUGUCCGCCAUCUCCGCCGCAAGGGUGGCGGCAGCGGCCGCCGCCGGAGUGUCCCCCACGGUGCUCACGACCUCCGAUGUCGCGACCUCUGCAUCCAGUCCUGGCGGGGAAAAGGUUCCGGUGGCAUCUCGCUCGUCCACCCCUUCGACGCCGGCCUCGGCGCCUGAGACCAAUGGACAUUAGGAGGAAGAUGGUGGCUGAACUUUUUAUUCAGAGUCACUCCAGAAUAGCAGAUGUUCAACCCUAACCCCCAUUGACUCACCUUGGACCAACAGAUCCCAUUGACAGAUGGAAACUUGUUUAUAGUUACCCCCUCCCCUCAAAAAACAAAAAAAACAAAAAAAAAAUCAAGAUGAUGACCCAUCUCCGGUGGCAGGGUGAAAAUGAUUAUAAAACGAGAGAUUAAAAAUAAUGUACACUUUCCUUGAAGCAGCUUUCCUUUCCACUAAUUUUUGUGUAUACAUUUAAAACAGUGGCAGGUGGGUUACGUGUAAUAAAACCAGCCAUGAAGAUUUAGUGGUGUAGAUUUCAAGACAAAACAAUGAUUGUGUGAAUGUGUCAAGUGUUUUUUUUUUCUUUCUUGCCAAGCAAUAUAAUUACACAAAGCGUUCAGGUAUUAAACUGUUUCCGUACCACCAAAGUUAAUUUUAAUGAGGACCUCAGGAAAACAGACAGAAUGAUGUUUCCACCAAGUUAGUACACUUUGGUUUACUUCCCCAAGGUUGGCUUCGGAAAUGCACACACUAACCUCUCCCUUUCAUACACAAUUCUAGCUGCCGUGCGACACAGCUGUAGCUUACAUGUGUUCAAUAACUACAUACACAGCGGACCAGCAAUCGGGUUAGUCCUUCAAUUUAUUGGUGGGCCCUUAAAAGGCAGAUGAUUUUGGCACACGGUGUCAUUGUUGUAGCAGCUCGGCAAAAAGUCCCGGUGACAACUCCUCACGCAGCACAGACAGAUCUCAGGACUCACACAACUUCACGUCCAAUGUUGUACGAGCUACUACUACACACACUUGCUCUCGUUUGUUGUAAGAGUUUGUAAAAAAAAUAAUUAUGCCGUUAUUUUCUUUUAUUUGCCCUGUUUGUCCUUUAAAGGUUUGGUACAAGUCACAUGACAAAAGUUAUAUUGACGCAAGGUACAAAAUAAAGAAAUAGAGCUACUGAA
Syngnathus acus (greater pipefish) is the source of this 3127-nucleotide messenger RNA. Its product is annotated as protein CBFA2T2-like. Gene Ontology annotation, biological process: DNA-templated transcription; negative regulation of DNA-templated transcription. The coding region runs from base 368 to 2143 and encodes 591 amino acids. The transcript is spliced from 11 exons. Gene Ontology annotation, cellular component: nucleus. Lineage: Eukaryota; Metazoa; Chordata; Actinopteri; Syngnathiformes; Syngnathidae. Gene Ontology annotation, molecular function: transcription corepressor activity. The record is from RefSeq and is a predicted model, not a curated record.